Cynocephalus volans (Philippine flying lemur) is the source of this 6191-nucleotide messenger RNA. RefSeq names its product platelet derived growth factor receptor alpha (gene PDGFRA). The record is from RefSeq and is a predicted model, not a curated record. Gene Ontology annotation, molecular function: ATP binding; platelet-derived growth factor alpha-receptor activity; platelet-derived growth factor binding. Gene Ontology annotation, biological process: embryonic cranial skeleton morphogenesis; positive regulation of kinase activity; platelet-derived growth factor receptor signaling pathway. Gene Ontology annotation, cellular component: signaling receptor complex; plasma membrane. Bases 10 to 3279 code for a protein of 1089 amino acids. The transcript is spliced from 22 exons. Lineage: Eukaryota; Metazoa; Chordata; Mammalia; Dermoptera; Cynocephalidae.
UCCAGAGCUAUGGGGACUUCUCUUCGUGCAUUCCUGGUCUUAGGCUGUCUCCUCACAGGGCCAAGCCUAAUCCUCUGCCAGCUUUCAUUACCCUCUAUCCUUCCAAACGAAAAUGAAAAGGUUGUGCCACUGAAUUCAUCCUUUUCUCUGAGAUGCUUUGGGGAGAGUGAAGUGAGCUGGCAGUACCCCACGUCUGAGGAAGAGAACCCCAAUGUGGAAAUCAAAAAUGAGGAAAACAACAGUGGCCUUUUCGUGACAGUGCUGGAAGUGGUCAGUGCCUCGGCAGCCCACACGGGAUUGUAUACUUGCUAUUACAACCACACUCAGACAGAAGAAAAUGAGAUUGAAGGCAGGCGCAUUUACAUCUACGUUCCAGACCCGGAUGUAGCAUUUGUACCUCUAGGAAUGACAGAUUAUUUAGUCAUCGUGGAGGAGGAUGAUUCUGCCAUCAUUCCUUGUCGCACAACUGAUCCUGAGACUCCUGUUAUCUUACGCAACAGUGACGGGGUAGUGCCUGCCUCUUAUGACAGUAGACAGGGCUUUAAUGGGACCUUCACCUUCGGUCCCUAUAUCUGUGAGGCCACCGUCAAAGGGAAGAAGUUCCAGACCAUCCCAUUUAAUGUUUAUGCUUUAAAAGCAACACCAGAACUGGAUCUAGAAAUGGAAGCUCCUAAAACUGUGUAUAAGUCAGGGGAAACAAUUGUGGUCACCUGUGCCGUCUUUAACAAUGAGGUGGUUGACCUUCAGUGGACUUAUCCUGGAGAAGUGAAAGGCAAAGGCAUCACAAAGCUGGAGGAAAGCAAAGUCCCGCUCAUGAAACUGGUGUACACUUUGACGGUCCCCAUGGCCACGGUGAAAGACAGUGGAGAUUAUGAAUGUGCUGCCCGCCAGGCUACCAAGGAAGUGAAAGAAAUGAAGAAAGUCACCAUUUCUGUCCACGAGAAAGGGUUCAUUGAAAUCAAACCCGGCUUCAGCCCGUUGGAAGCUGUUAACCUGCAUGAAGUCAAACAUUUUGUGGUGGACGUGCAGGCCUACCCCCCUCCCAGAAUAUCCUGGCUGAAGGACAACCUGACUCUGAUCGAAAAUCUCACUGAGAUCACCACUGAUGUGGAAAAGAUUCAGGAAAUAAGGUAUCGAAGCAAAUUAAAGCUGAUCCGUGCUAAGGAAGAGGACAGUGGCCAUUAUACUAUUGUAGUUCAGAAUGAAGAUGACGUGAAGAGCUAUACUUUUGAACUAUUAACUCAGGUUCCGUCAUCCAUCCGGGACUUGGUUGACGACCACCAUGGCUCUACUGGAGGGCAGACGGUGAGGUGCACAGCUGAAGGCACACCUCUUCCAGAUAUUGAGUGGAUGAUUUGCAAGGAUAUUAAGAAAUGUAAUAAUGAAACUUCAUGGACAGUUUUGGCCAACAACGUGUCAAACAUCAUCACAGAGAUCCAUGCCCGAGACAGGAGUACCGUGGAGAGCCAAGUGACAUUCACCAAAGUGGAGGAGACCAUUGCAGUUCGAUGCCUGGCUAAGAAUCUCCUUGGGGUUGAGAACCGGGAGCUGAAGCUGGUGGCACCCACCCUACGUUCUGAACUCACUGUGGCGGCCGCUGUCCUGGUGCUGUUGGUGAUUGUGAUCAUCUCACUUAUUGUUCUGGUUGUCAUUUGGAAACAGAAACCAAGAUAUGAAAUUCGCUGGAGGGUCAUUGAAUCAAUCAGCCCCGAUGGACAUGAAUAUAUUUAUGUGGACCCAAUGCAGCUGCCUUAUGAUUCGAGAUGGGAGUUCCCAAGAGAUGGACUAGUGCUCGGUCGUAUCUUGGGAUCUGGUGCUUUCGGGAAAGUGGUUGAAGGAACAGCCUAUGGAUUAAGCCGGUCCCAGCCUGUCAUGAAAGUAGCGGUAAAGAUGCUAAAACCCACAGCCAGAUCCAGUGAAAAACAAGCUCUCAUGUCUGAACUGAAGAUAAUGACUCACCUGGGGCCACAUUUAAACAUUGUAAACUUGCUGGGAGCCUGUACCAAGUCAGGCCCCAUUUACAUCAUCACUGAGUACUGCUUCUAUGGGGACUUGGUCAACUAUUUGCAUAAGAAUAGGGAUAGCUUCCUGAGCCACCACCCAGAGAAGCCAAAGAAGGAGUUGGACAUCUUUGGAUUGAACCCUGCUGAUGAAAGCACACGGAGUUAUGUUAUUUUAUCUUUUGAAAACAAUGGUGACUACAUGGACAUGAAGCAAGCUGAUACUACGCAGUACGUCCCCAUGCUAGAAAGGAAAGAGGUUUCUAAAUAUUCGGACAUCCAGAGAUCACUGUAUGAUCGUCCAGCCUCAUAUAAGAAGAAAUCUAUGCUAGACUCAGAAGUCAAGAACCUCCUUUCAGAUGAUAAUUCAGAAGGCCUUACUUUGUUGGAUUUGUUGAGCUUCACUUAUCAAGUUGCCAGAGGAAUGGAGUUUUUGGCUUCAAAAAAUUGUGUCCACCGGGACCUGGCUGCUCGCAAUGUCCUCCUGGCACAAGGGAAAAUUGUGAAGAUAUGUGACUUUGGCCUGGCCAGAGACAUCAUGCACGAUUCGAACUAUGUGUCGAAAGGCAGCACCUUUCUCCCUGUGAAGUGGAUGGCCCCUGAGAGCAUCUUCGACAACCUCUAUACCACACUGAGCGACGUCUGGUCUUACGGCAUUCUGCUCUGGGAGAUCUUUUCCCUUGGUGGCACACCCUACCCUGGCAUGAUGGUGGAUUCUACUUUCUACAACAAGAUCAAGAGCGGGUACCGGAUGGCCAAGCCUGACCACGCCACCAGUGAAGUCUAUGAGAUCAUGGUGAAGUGCUGGAACAGUGAACCAGAGAAGAGACCCUCUUUCUACCACCUGAGUGAGAUUGUGGAGAAUCUGCUGCCUGGACAAUAUAAAAAGAGUUAUGAAAAGAUUCACCUGGACUUCCUGAAGAGUGACCAUCCUGCUGUGGCCCGCAUGCGCGUGGACUCAGACAAUGCAUACAUUGGUGUCACCUACAAAAAUGAGGAAGACAAGCUGAAGGACUGGGAGGGUGGCCUGGAUGAGCAGAGACUGAGUGCAGACAGCGGCUACAUCAUCCCCCUGCCUGACAUCGACCCUGUUCCUGAGGAGGAUGACUUGGGCAAGAGGAACAGGCACAGCUCGCAGACCUCUGAAGAGAGUGCCAUCGAGACAGGUUCCAGCAGUUCCACCUUCAUCAAGAGAGAAGACGAGACCAUUGAGGACAUCGACAUGAUGGACGACAUUGGCAUAGACUCCUCAGACCUGGUGGAGGACAGCUUCCUGUAACUGGCAGAUCCAAGGGAUACCUUCCACUCCUGUAGCUGCCUUUGGUUCCCUUUAAGAAAACCACUUUAUUGCAAUGCAAAGGUUGAGACGAGGACUUGGAUGAUGUGGAGAGAGAAGUUCCCAGCCAAGGGCUUCAGGGAACUUUCUAAAUACGAAUAAACGGGAUAUUUUGAAGUGGACUUUUCCGGCAUUGUCUCUUGCAAUGCUUCAGUAGCCUCUCAGUGGUGUGUGAAGUUUGGAGUAGAGGGACAAGGAAAUAUGGGCCACGGAAGACGAACUUUGUGUUUCAAGGGUAUUGGUGAGAUCCUGACGUACACAAUUUGUACUGCAACAAAACUCCAGCAUUGUAAUUAUGUAAAUAACUCUAACCAAGGAUGUGUUUAGAUUUAUAUUAACUAUCUUCUCUGGACUUCUGAAGAGACCACUCAGUCCAUCCAUGUACUUCCGUCUUGAAACCUGGUAUCAGCUGCUGUCAAACUUUCUUAUGAAGUGCAUGCAAAACCACUUUUGAACCUUAAAAGAUACUGGUACUAUUAGCAUCUUUUUUUUUUUUUUUUUGAUAAAAGGUCAUCAUUAACCAAUCUUGUUUAAUAGAUUUGGGUCAUUUAGAAGCCCAACAACUCAUUUUCAUAUUGUAAUCUACAUUUGUAAUAAUACUACUGUUAUCUGUAAUGCUAAGUGUGUAAUAUGUAACAUGAUUUCCCGACAGAGAAAGCACAAUUUUUUUAAACAAACAACUCUUACUAAGUAGAUGACAAGUUUGACCAUUUUUGGCAUUUAUAUUAAAUAACAUAUGUUUCUCUAUACAAUAUGAUAAUAGGUUUAGUGGAUUAAAUGUAGUUGAAGGUAGAGAGCAAAGUAUAAGUAGUGUUGUCUGGGAAGUCAGAGUUUUUAAUUGUGUACUGAACAGGUUCCCUAAUCCGUUGUAUUAAAAAUAAUUAGCUGCCCUCUGAAGUAAUUGGAUUAGAAACAAACAAAACCCAUGGUCCUAAAUGUUCUCAAUAUAAAGGCCUGUGCCUAAGGUGACUUCUCAUUACCCCAUGGAAAAUACAGCAAAAAGACUGGAUUUGAAGAAGUUUUUUAAAUCUGCAAACCUUUAGAGUCAGAAGGAUGCCCUGACAUCAGCCCCGUUCUUUACCUCUUACCCCAGAGAGAAAGAGCAUGAAACUCUGAGGCCAGAGGCAUUGUUAAGUGAAGGCUGCAUGUGCGUUAGCCUGGAUCCUUAGUUCCCAAGCAAGAUUCUGGGUCCCCAUUCCAGAGAUUCUGAAUUACUAAGUCUGGGGAAGAGCAGGAACCUGUUUGGGUUUUUUUUUCUUCUCCACAUUAGGAGGGGAACCUACAUUUUAAUAAACUCCCUGGCUGCUCUGAUCAACCAGUUUUCAGUAACACCAGCUUAGGUUACAGAAAGUUGCCAUGGGAAAGAAAUAAUUUGAAAUUUGGAACUGGACUAGAAGUCAACCACGUAGGAAGCCUACUAUUUAAAUCCUUGGCUUCAGGUCAGUAACAUUUAAUGCCAUAUAUCUAGCAAUUGCUACUCUUAAUUUAACUUUCCAGCCUUAGCUGAGGCUGAGAAAGUGAAAUCUUGGUUUUGGCAGCUCUUCCAAAAUUAAUGACACUGCUUCCCACCACAUGUGGGAACUGGUGCCCCGCGGCCCCCCCACCCCCCCCCGCAGGAAAGGCAUGUACAAAAAUGAUGCAAUUCAGUGUGCCAAGUUUCUGUAUAACCAGGUCAAUAUUUUGGUGGAAAAAAUAAUAAUAAAAAGUUUUACUGAUAUUUUGGGUUUAGAUGGGAGGAUGAAUCGUCACAUCAAUCCAAAUUCUCAAUCUGGCUGUUGUGGGUUCAUUGGCAUUCUUGCAAUACUGCUUAAGUGCUGACACCACAUGAAUGAAACAUGGGCUGUGAUUACCGCAAUCACUGUAUGUGCUGCCAGCAGGUGAUGCUUUGGAAGAUGUAGGAGCAAUAACAAGGUACUUGACUACCUACUGGUGUAAUCUCAGUGCAAGCCCCAACUUUCUUAUCCACCUUUUUCGUAGUAAGUAUGAAGAUUGAGCCAGAUUGGCCAAUUAAAAACAAAAACCUAACUAGGUUCUGUAGAGUCAAUUAGACUUGAAAUACAUUUGUGUUUCUAGAAUCACAGCUUAAGCAUUUUGUUUAUCACUCCCUCUCCCUUGUACAGCCUCAUUUUGUUGGUGCUUUACAUUUUAAUGUUACUUUGAGCCUUGCAUGACAUCAGAAAGCUGGAUGAAAAUUCUCAGACCAGCAGUUUCCAGUCUUAACAGAUGCUCCCACCUGAGUUUAUAUAUGACUGCUUUUUUUUUUUUUAACAGUGUUUUCAGUAUAUCCUAGAUUUGUUUCCUUUUUGGUCUCCUGCAAAGUCCCCAGAAGAAAAUUUUCCAGUCCUUCCUGAUUUCUAUUUUUAUGAUGACAAUCAAAGCUGGCCUGAGAAACACAAUUUGUUACUUUUUAAAUAAUCAAUGAUGUCCUUAAAAUGUGGUCUGCCAAUCUGUACAAAAUGGUCCUAUUUUUGUGAAGAGGGACAUAAGAUAAAAUGAUGUUAUACAUCAAUAUGUAUAUAUGUAUUUCUAUAUAGACUUGGAGAAUUCUGCCAAAACAUUUAUGACAAGCUGUAUCACUGCCUUUGUUUAUAUUUUUUUAACUGUGAUAUUCCCCACAGGCACAUUAACUGUUGCACUUUUGAAUGUCCAAAAUUUAUAUUUUAGAAAUAAUAAAGAGAAAAAUACUUACAUGUUCCCAAAACAGUGUUGUGGUGAGUGUGUGAGAAGAACUAACUUGAUAGGGAGGGUCAACUGAUACAAAAUUCUUACAAAUGCCCCUGUUCAUGUUUUCAUUUUAAAACGUGUAAAUGAAGAUUUUUAUAUUUCAAUAAAUGAUAUAUAUGUAUAAUUUAAAA